Messenger RNA from Macrosiphum euphorbiae (potato aphid), 390 nucleotides. NCBI's taxonomy places the organism in Eukaryota, Metazoa, Arthropoda, Insecta, Hemiptera, Aphididae. The record is from the annotation of a GenBank genome assembly.
AUGCACAACGCACUGAACUGGAAGGAAAAAAAGUUUGAAAAAUACGUAAUUGCCGUUUUCCUUUAUAUUUUGGGCGCAUUUGACUGCCUAUGGUGGGCUCAGCUGGUUAUUUACAUGCGCAAUGCUGGCUGUCGUAGUGGGUUGGUCAAACUGACGAAAAUUUACCUGUAUGGCCGCCGAGCUGUUAUGCAGUUUGGCAACCAAACAGUAACACUGACCAAAGGCUGUCCGCAAGGGUCAGAGUAUGGUCCAGACCUGUGGAAACUAGCUGUGAACCCACUAUUGUCAGUAGACCCGCCAACCUGUACUGAGCUAAUUGCGUAUGCAGACGAUCUUCUCUGGAGAAAAUCGUGCAGAGCUAUUAAGUCGUGGAAACGAAUUACUAAGUAG